This is a messenger RNA of Capsella rubella, 708 nucleotides long. Its product is annotated as plasma membrane-associated cation-binding protein 2. NCBI's taxonomy places the organism in Eukaryota, Viridiplantae, Streptophyta, Magnoliopsida, Brassicales, Brassicaceae. Gene Ontology annotation, cellular component: plasma membrane. Bases 69 to 566 code for a protein of 165 amino acids. The record is from RefSeq and is a predicted model, not a curated record. The transcript has 2 exons.
UUAACAAGAACAAAGAACAUCAACCAAGAUCAUCAUCAUCUCGGGAUUAUAUUAAUAUCUUUUAAAAGAUGGGUUAUUGGAAAUCAAAGGUUGUUCCAAGGAUGAAGAGAUUGUUUGAGAAGAGUCCAGCCAAAAAGACUGAUGUUGUUGAGGAGAAGCCAAGAGAAGUUGUGGAAGAUGUCGUCAAGACCGAAGAACCUGCCAAGGUAGAAGAAACCAAACCUGAGGAAACUAUUGCAACCGGCGAGAAAGAGAUCAUAGAGAUAGUUGAAGAGAAGAAAGAAGAGGUGGCUAAACCCGUGGAGGUUCCCGCCCCGGCCUCAGCCCCCGCAGCUGCGGAGGAGGAGAAGAAGCCAGCCGUCGUAGAGGAAAAGAAGCCAGCGACCGUGGAAGAGGAGAAGAAGCCAGCAGCCGUGGAAGAGAAGAAACCUGUGGAGGAAGUGAAGAAAGAAGUCGUUGCCCCGGCCCCGGUGGUGGCUGAGACUCCGAAGGCCCCGGAAACUCCGGUGGUGGAAACUCCGGCUAAGGCACCGGAAACUCCGGCGGCAGAGCCACAAAAGGCUUGAAUUUUCUUUGUGGUACAUUUUUCUAAAAAAAUAUUGAUUGUCUUUGUGUGGAUAAUUUACUUUGUUUGUUUAUUUGUUUUAUUAUCCAUGUGAAUUUUACUCUAUAAAUGAAUUUGCUUGCUUGAAUUAUAUGUUUUUAUGA